Messenger RNA from Puccinia triticina, 2568 nucleotides. RefSeq lists its product as uncharacterized. NCBI's taxonomy places the organism in Eukaryota, Fungi, Basidiomycota, Pucciniomycetes, Pucciniales, Pucciniaceae. The transcript is spliced from 7 exons. The record is from RefSeq and is a predicted model, not a curated record. The coding region runs from base 1 to 2568 and encodes 855 amino acids.
AUGCACACCGGUUUCCCGCAAGACACUAGGGCAUCCUCCAGCGUUUGGAGCGCACCAGCUUACUUCGAAAAUGAAUAUGUCCCCCAAGGCUAUUCUAUUGUUCAUACCGCCCAACCUGGCUUUUACACCACAAUGACGCCCAACCCGUGCCCUAUGACUUCUGCUGACGCGUACCAGUAUCAAUACCAUCCGGUAAUGUUUCAUGCUAAGCAUUUAGUUCCAAUAGUUCAACAAAUUUUACCGCACCAAAAUAUGCUAUACCUACAACACGCAGCAAUCCUUGAAGAAACUUCGGAGCGCCACGAGGAAAUAUUUCAACGUCGAAUCAAGGAAAGGGACGAUGAACGUACUGCUGCCAAGAUACGGAACGCGAAAUCUUCACAAGAGGUAUCCGCACGCGCGAAGUCGUCUUCCAAACCGAAGGAUUCUGGCGGAAGAUCCGAUGGAUUUUCGUGGCAAGCGCAAGGCGCCAAACUUCCUGUCCGAUGGAGUAGUGGUAACCAUCCAGUAUUAACUUCCUCAAAUUCGGCUCUGGUACAUGAGGAGCGUAGGAGAUUACUAGGCAAUCAGGGAUUGACUACGCCGACGAUGGAGUUCCAACAAGAAGAAAAGGGAAAUCAAGCCGAGAGCCAGUCAAAAAGUCUGAUGACAAGUGAUACGCGAGAAAAUUUUGAUCCAAGUUCGACCACAGUAGCGGAGGACUCUACCAAACAGCUUGGACAGAAAGAUAAUUCCAAGGAGCUUUCCACGCCUCUCAAUGAAAAGACCAAGGUCAGCAGUCCGGGCUUUCCUUCGAAUGAGAUCGAAGGCUUGGCACAUGACCCGGCUGGGUUGAGAACUUCCGAAAAUAUUUCCACGUUUGGGAAAGUUGAAGAUUCGGAAAAUCAGAAGCUUUCCGGAUCCAAUAUUAAGAAUACCCAUUCGCCAGUCUCUGGAAAAACUGUUGUCCCUGUGAGCGAGGCCGCUACGUCUUUGACGAAGUCUCAAACAGAAAAUAAGCAAGAACUUACUCCCCAAAAGAUUGAUGUUGCCUCACACAAUCAGGAUAAAGCUUUUCCCCCUGUUGAUACAAUCUCGGAUCAAACUACCAAAUUGCAAAGUCUGCCACAUGAAUCAGGAAAUAUUCAUACAAUGUCGGCGCCAAAUAAAUUAAUCGAUGAUUUGGAAUUCCCAAAGCUUGAUACCCUUGAACAAACCAAAUCUAGCCUCUCAGAGAAUCAAAAGACUAUUGUUGCUCGUGAAAUUACUUACAAAAAUGUGCUCUUAAAAGAGGAAGACGCGCCGAUAUCUAAGGCGAAAAACCUCGCCAAAGUUGCAAAACAGAAGAAAAAGCUUGUUGCCGAGUCGCAAGGGCCUCAUCGCAAUAAUCAAACUCCGAAUUCUGACUUGGUUAAACCGAAUGCUCGGGCCAGCGCAAACGGUUUUACAGCAGGCAAACAGCUUCAGAAUCAUAUUACGAAAAGUGCCCAAAAUCCUCGCAAUAAUCAAGAAAAAUCCUCCUCAUCACCGAAGUCACCAGUAAUCUUUCGUUCCAUUGAUGCAACCAAUCCUAGUGACCAAGUUGCGAAUUCAAAGACCGUCGAAAAAGAUCCCAACAUCUCUUCUAGUCUUGGUAGCCUUGAAGGUGGUGCAGAAUAUUCAUCCUGGAGGACACAUCGCAAGACUGCCAAGGCGAAGCUUGAUUCCAAAGAGAUCAAAAAUGCGAACUUGCAUGGAUUAACAAAGGGAUACUGGGAAGUCUGGGAUAAUCAAGCUCGUGCUGAUUCAGUAUCUUCAGAUGGAGAAAAGCUAAUGGGUUCGAAUGAAAUAUCCAACCCGCAAAAUCCUCCUGUCCUUCCUUUACCUGAAAUAAAAGAAAACAAAGAUGAAGAAACUGAUGGCGCCGACCUCAGACCUGAUCAAAAAAACAGUGGUGAUGAAACAGUCAAGAAUGCUGGUUCAUCACAAGUAGAAGUGUUGGAUGAAUCAGGAAAAUCAGCUGGUAUGAAAGCAUCUCAGCAAAAGAAGAAGAAGAAGAAGAAGUCCAAGGGAGCCAAGCCAAAAUUGGAUGAUGAUUGGAAUUAUUUGCAAUCACUGGAACAAGAGAAAAACACUGAAACACCACCUGAAAGUGAGCUGGGAGGCGCUGACUUGAAGGAUGAGAAGGAGGGUCAAGGUACAGGAAUAUCUGUGGGCGAGGAAAUAAAGGAGGGUUUUCAACUUCCAGGGCCCACUGAAAAACUGAGAAAUGCUUACGUCAAUGGACCUGUUUUUCAAGCAUUGAACGCGGCCUUAAUGCCUUACACCACUGAAAAAGAUCAAAUUUAUCCUGGCUUACCACGUCCAAAGAGCCAGCGCAAACCAACGACGGACGAUUUCCUUGAAAAACGACUUGAAACUUGGAAAACAGAUGUGAAUCCAUCUAGAAUGCCCGGUGCAGAUUAUGUGAAUUUAUGGAGAAAGCUGCACGUAGAUUUGGACUUGAUGGACAGCAUAUCACGAUACAUGAAAGUUUUUGACAAAACUUUGCAUUUAUCUCUGUCGGAUUUGGAUAUUCAUACCUACGAGGCGCUCAGAGAAAAGAAUUAA